Olea europaea var. sylvestris is the source of this 1902-nucleotide messenger RNA. RefSeq lists its product as uncharacterized. The annotation marks the transcript as partial. The record is from RefSeq and is a predicted model, not a curated record. Gene Ontology annotation, biological process: L-tyrosine biosynthetic process. NCBI's taxonomy places the organism in Eukaryota, Viridiplantae, Streptophyta, Magnoliopsida, Lamiales, Oleaceae. The transcript has 9 exons. Gene Ontology annotation, molecular function: prephenate dehydrogenase (NAD+) activity; prephenate dehydrogenase (NADP+) activity; arogenate dehydrogenase (NADP+) activity.
UGCGGAGAUGCGGAGUUGCUCCGCACUAUGGUGAGUGACCAAAGUACGGAGCAACUCCGCAUACUGCAUGGAGAUGCGGAGUUGCUCCGCACUAUGCUCAAUUCUACUUUCACAUACUUCAUCGACCACGCGCACCUCUACAACAAAGGUUUGGUGGUUGUUGCUUACAAUCCUACCAAGGGCCACCCUCAAUUUCGUCCAGAAUCCGCUGAGCUUGUUGGAGCAGUCCGUGAGAUUUGUGAAAAUUUCUUCCCAAAUGGCAGAGGACUUCAGGAAGAUGAUUUGGAUCAUUCUACAGAUGAAGCAUUUCUUAGACAGAAAUUGGAUAUGGCCUACGGGACACUUUUAGAUAAUUGUGCCAAUGGCAAGAACGAACAACAAUCUAAUGCUGAGAUUCAAAAUUCUCUAAGGCAAGAGAACUUUAAUAGUUGGAAAUCUCAACUUCAACAUGUUGUUGCUUUAUCCACUACUGAAUCAGAAUAUAUUGCUGCUACUGAAGCCUUUAAAGAAUCUUUGUGGUUUAAAGGUGUAUUAAAUGAACUUGGUGUUUUUGAUAACAAUGUGACAAUAUAUUCUGAUAGUCAAUCUGCUAUUCACCUAUGCAAAAAUCCUGUCUUUCAUGAACGUACUAAACAUAUAGAUGUUAGAUUGCAUUUCAUUAGAGAUAUGGUUUCUCAAGAACUGGUAAAACUUGAGAAAAUCCUUUCAGAAUAUAAUCCUGCAAACAUGGGAACUGAAGUGCUCCCAUUAGUAAAAUUUAGAAGCUGCCUUGAUCUUCUAAACAUUGGUACAAACUUGAUGAUUUGGUAUCAAGGUGGAGAUUGUUGGGUAUUUUUUGGUUGGAUUAACAACAACACCCUCAACCGCCUCCGUGUCCUGGCCAUAGACGCAGCACAGCCUUACGACUACGAAGCCUAGCUCGUUAACCGCUUCGCUCAAUGAACCAAGCUCAAAAUCGCCAUUAUUGGAUUCGGCAACUUCGGCCAGUUCCUUGCCAAGGCAUUUAUCCGACAGGGUCACACGAUUUUCGCACAUUCACGUUCAGAUUAUUCAUCAAUAGCGCAAUCCCUUGGCGCCGCCUUCUUCUUUGACACCCACGACCUCUGUGAACAAUACCCAGAUGUUAUUCUUCUCUGCACCUCCAUUAUUUCCACUGAAUCAGUGCCCAAAUCGCUCCCUAUUCAACGCCUUAGGCGUAACACACUAUUUGUCGAUGUUUUAUCCGUAAAAGAAUUCCCCAAGAAUAUAUUCUUGCAAUAUCUUCCCUCCCAUUUUGAUAUUCUUUGUAGUCGCCCCAUGUUGCGGGUGGAGACUUUCUUGAAUAUUUUCAAGAAUGAAGGGUGUAGAAUGGUGGAGACUUUUGCAGAGCAUGAUAAAUACGCUGCAGGAUCUCAGUUUAUUACGCACACAAUGAGGAGGAUUUUGGAGAAGUUGCAAUUGCAGAGUACCCCAGUUAACACAAAAGGGUAUGAGACUCUGUUGAAUUUGGUGGAGAAUACGGCCAGUGAUAGCUUUGAUUUGUACUAUGGGUUGUUUAUGUACAAUAAGAAUGCCAUGGAGCAGCUGGAGAGGUUGGAUUUAACGUUUGAGUCAUUGAAGAAAGAGUUGUUUGGGCAUUUACAUGAAGUUUUGAGGAAGCAAUUGUUCAGGAAGUCGGAGGAAAGUCCUAGGCUGGUGCUCUCAAAGUUACCGAAGAAGUUGCCCAAGAAUGGAACUUCAUUGUUAGCCGCGUCUACAUCAGAGACAGAAACGGUGGUGAACAAUAACAAUUAGGAUGUUUCUACUUGUGAAAGCUAUGCUUUUCUUCUAAUUAGCUAUUUCUUGAUUUCAAUAAAUGAUAAGUUUUUUUUUAUUAAUUUGUAAUUGUGAGAAUAAGAGAAGCAAAGAAUAAGAGAAGCAAGG